AUGGGCCGGUUUAAACCGCUUCCUCCGGGCGGGGAAAGGAAUGGGUGAUUAUUUUAUAAUUUAUCGGCCUCAUAUUAAAAAAAAUUUUUUUAUAAAUAGUAUUAUACUUGAUCUAUGAGAGUAAUAACUUCACUUAUCAGGUUCAAAAACCCGACGAUCACAAGAAACGCUCUUAGUGAUGCAGAGUUCGAGAAAGAAGUCAAGACUAAGCUGGAGCAGUUCAAAAAGAGCGAUAGUAAAGGUUUUUUCUUUUCGAAAUUAUUAAACGAAAUUGGAGAAUAAUUUUUCAGAAAUGAUUUUGCCGCCGAUGGACAGAACCUGCAGAAAGAAAUGUCACGAGAUCGCGUGUAUGAUGGGACUUUUGACGAGAAGCUCCGGGUUUGAAUAAGAUAAAGGUAUUCUCAAAAUGAUUCCAAUUUACAGGGAAGAGCCGGAUCGCAAAAUAAUGCUAACAAAACGGAUUUACGGCAGGAUCAUCCACAAAGGAAGCGUCGUCGAUAACAAUCCGAUUGAACUGACUCCCAAGGCGAAAUCUGCGGUAAGCUGUUCCGGACGUUUCUGUAAAGUUCAUUCAGGGGCUUCAAAAAAAACAUUUAAUAGAAGUUUUCAAACUUUCUGGAAAUAUUAACAGUCCGUAUUUUCCUGCAGAUCGAAACUCUGAUCGAGCAACAUCCAAUCAGUGAGGACGAUGUAGAUGCCCACCUAUUUCAAUCAUCUAAAGGUAAUCAUAUCAUCGAUUCGAAGUGAGAAAAAGAGAAAGUUUAGCCCCAAAGGAGAGAAAAACAACAGUCGAAUUCCGUGGCUCGAUGCUGAUUCCCCCAGCCAUCCCCGAUAACCCGCUUCACAGCUUCAGGUAUCCGAUUUUUCUGUUUGUUGAAUGUCAAGGAGGCAAUUUUAAGGAGAAAACUACCUUCUUUUGCUUUUCGCGAAGAAAUUAUUCAAUCGGUCAGAAAAAAUACGGUCGUCAUCAUCACAGGUGGAACGGGUUGCGGAAAAACUACUCAGGUAAAUGACUUUUUUCUUUUAUUUGAAUAUUUCCCAAUCUCCAGGUCCCACAAUUCCUACUGGAAGACGCCCUGUCGAACCACGAAAAGAUCCGGAUUUUCUGCACCCAGCCGCGUCGUUUGCCCGCCAUCGCGAUUUCGGAAAGAGUCGCCAAGGAACGCGACGAGAACAUUGGAAAAACUGUUGGCUAUCAUAUCCGGCUCGAGCAAAAGUCAGUAUUUCUCAUUAUUUUAGAGGACUCUGUGUAGCUUGUCCGUUAUCAUGUCUCGAAAAUGACUUUUUUCUUUUCAUCAUCAUUAAACACUGUCACAAAGUGUGAAAAUUGAAUGGAAAGUUCAAAUUUGAAUGAAAUUAACUUAUUUGAAGAUUUUUUCGAUUUUUGAUGCACAUUUUUGUAAAAAUUGGAAGAAGUAUGUAAGAAUUGAAGUGAAAUAACUCAUCUUUUAGUGCACCUUUCUUGCAGAAAAAAAUAAACUUUGGGAAAAAUAAACUUUUGGGAAUUUUUUUCGUUUUUUUAUUCGAAUUGCAAUUCGAAUAAAAAAAUCGAUCAUAAUGUUUUUUUCAGAACUUCGCCACAGACGAUUUUAACGUAUUGCACGAGUGGAGUUUUGCUGAGAAUGUUGUCUCACGACCCGACCGCCAAGGGCAUUUCUCAUAUUAUUUUGGUUCGUUCUUUUUCUCAAAAAAAUGAUUCCCUCCGAAAAACGCUAUAAAUCAUCCAAAUUUUCAAUAUUUUUCAAUUAUUGGGCUUUGACAACCCAAAAAGAGAUCACUCUUCAAAACGGUCACGAUUCAGAAUUAAAAAGAAAACCGUUUAUGUUUUCAUUUGGAUAUAUAUUUUUCAAUUCUGCUAUUCUUUUCUAACACUUCACCGUUUUUUUUUUUAAAUUUUUUUAAAAUUAAUAUUUUCCAGGACGAAGUUCACGAGCGGGAAACCAACACAGAUUAUCUUCUCAUAGCCUUGAAACAUGCUCUACGAAAAAGAAAUGAUCUUAAGGUGAACAAUAAAAUGGAAAAUGUCGUUGUUCAAUCAUUGUUCCAGGUGAUUCUGAUGUCAGCCACGUUGGAAGGAAAUUUGGCCUUGUUCAAGAAUUAUUUCGACGCUCCCGUCAGAGUUGUUCAGAGUGCGUUUUGAUUUUUCUGAAUUGUGUCGAAAAUAGACAUUUCAAACUUUUUUAUUUUCGAGCAUUUGAUCAAACUUCGCGCAAAGUGACCAGGUGUCUCAAUGGGUGUACCCGUAAUAAACCCGUGUUUUUAGGCUAUUUCAGUCUCAGUUGGGCUAAAACGGGGGAAACAACAGGUGUAAGAAAAAUAGGUGACCCAGCUGUGCUGAAGCGGGGGUAAAAACUGUCGAAAGUUCUACCAGCUGUGCUCCUACGGGUUCAAUAUGGUUUACCAUCCCCAAAGGGCGGCCCAUUUCAGCGCAUUUUUGAAUUUGCGCGCAAAAGGCUAGGGGAGGAUCCCAGCCAUAGAAUGCUCUAGUGACAUGUCCGCCCUUUUUUUUGACGUGAAAACGCGAUUUUCUCUCUACCAAAAUAUCUGAAUCUCCUUGGUUGGAUCGCGACGGGGAUCGAACUUGUGACUUUUUGGAUCGUAGACAGGCACACAACCUGGUGCGCUACGGCGCGUCGUACUUUUCUUAUCACUUUUAAUGAGUUGGGAAUCGCACUUUUUCCAGUUGAGUCCAAGUGGUUCGACGUGCAGCGGUUCUACGCAGACGACGUCCUGGCGAUGGUCGGCUACGUGCCUCCGAAGGGAAUGUUCGACACAGUGCUGACCGUCGCUGGGUCUGACUUCCCUGUUAUGGACUCGUGGACCGGAGCUCCGGAAAAAGCCGAAUGGACGGCUUCUUCCAGCGGCAAAACCCAUUGGGAGCCGCCUCACAUGCAUCAAGCCCAGGUUCAUCUUUCUCACUUCGUUCUUGUUGAAAUAUUCGAAAAAAUUUUGAGUCACGUUUUAUUUAAAAGUCGAGUUCUUCGAAUAGGUUGGCACAAAAUAACGGGUCUUUUAGAGUGUUUUCUCAAUUGGAAGAUGAUGAAAAUGUGUAGAUCCAAAAGAAACUUUCUAAUUUCAAAUGUGAUCUCUAAUAUAAACCAAUGCCGUUCGGAACGGUUGUCCUCUUUGAAUCCUAGCUUGGGAAUGAAAUAUUGAUUGAUAAACUCGAUGAUAAUUCUCAGAAGACCAUCCUAAUAUAAUGUAUUACGCGUGAUCUUUUGUCAAAAUCACCCCAGAAUUCAUUCAGACGAUGCCGAACCUGGGCCGAGGCUACGUCCAAGACGUCGAGAACUUCUAUCCGCCUCAACAUCCUUCCAUGAGCUCCAAUGAUCUGAAUCAUGUGGAACAACACCAAAACUACAUGAACAUGGCUCAUAAACUUGCGAGGCAUGUAGACUUUUGUUUUGAUUUUAAUCCCUUUUUUUGCAGUUCUCAAUCCUCUACCCACCUGUCAUACACUCAGCCGGUCCAACCUUUCGCUCAAAUGUCCGUUUCCCACGACCACUAUCCCAUGCAACAGUGCAGCUUCUACCAGGUAUCCGCCUUUUCCAGUUCAACGAGAUAAAAUCGAGUCUUUCGCAGAACCAUAUGCCGGUGGAAGGUCCCUACAGACAAGGCCAACAGCAGAUUUUCGAGAAAUGGACCGCCGGUCCCUAUGUGAUGGACGAUGGAUUCGUCGUCAGCGAGGACUACAUGAACCACAUGCAGACCCAAAUGGGAUUCUAUGGUUAUUCAUUUGAUUUGAUAUAUUUAUCUGUGUACAAGACCAAGAUAACAUGUACAUGAUUGAUGAACAGGAAGAAAAUCAGCAGAUAAACCCUUUUUUUUGUUUGAAGCCGUUAGGAGCCUCUGAGGCUGUAAAGUAAAAUGGAGGGAAAAGGUUUUUCUUCUUCUUUUUUUUGCCUUCUCUUUCAAAACGAUUACCAUUUUCUGCCUUUAAUUUCAUUUAUUAUGCUGCGUGUAGAGUUAAUUUAGACGCGACGAUUCUCUUUAGGGCUGGUAAGUACGCUUAAGUGGCCUCUUCAACAUAAUUGCCCGCGUUUCCCCGAAUUUCCUUGAACCAAUGUUAAUUUCAUUGAUUUUCGAGUCUAAGGGUUUCAUGGCCUGGAAAAAAUUUUGAAUUUUUUUCAGCUUGAGUGGUUAGGUUAUUUAUGCAUUUUUUGCGACUUUUGAAGAAAAUACAGAAAACUUAUUGAAAAAAAACUCAAUUUUUACUUUUAUAAUUUCCCACCAGAAAAAAAACUGAUCAGGACCGGAAUUUAUGAAAAGCUUUGUUUUUUUUCAUUUAAGAAUUUCUCUGUUCAAAAAAAGACUUGGCUUUCACGUCGCAGAAAAAAAAAACAACAAAAGUAUAGGAAGAAAAAGGAAAUAGUUUUUUUUCCUUGAAUCGUUUGAAAGAUGAAAUGAAAUUAGAAAGAAGUUCAGAAAGUCUUUCUACAGAACACCCGAUGCAAGCGGUUCCUGUGCAGAACUGGCAGAACGACGGCCAACAGACGCAAUACGUCGACUACGGAAGUUCCUCCUACAGUAAUGGCCAUUACCUUGCAAGUUACCCCUCUGCUGUUAGUUUCUCUCUUGGCUCAAAAAGGUGCUACGACAAGUGCGAUAUUUCCAUUUCAAUCAUAUAGCUUGUUGUUUUAGUUGUACUUGACUAGGCGGUGAACAAGAACUCUUAAAGACAUAACGAGCCUCCGCUUUCGGCGAGCUAGAAGCCUCAAUAUGUAGUUGAUCGAGAAAAAACUUUUCACGGUAAAAAAUAUACAAAAUCCGGUUAGGACUUCAUCGGAAUGUAAUAUAACGACAGGAAAACCGGUUCUAGGAAAAAUGCGAGUUUCAAUUUAUGAAAAAUACUGUAACAAAAAAAAGCGAAGCGCACGCUUGUAGCACCUAGAAUAGUUUCAUUUCAGAAUGGCCGAGCAAAUGAGCCCAUGUUCUACGUUCCGUCGACAAGCGACUCGGCUUCGAAUCAAGUUAUCUAUUUUUGUGUUUCGGAUUCCACAUUUUCCAUUUCAGAUGUCUUAUCCGGCCCCUCAGAAGAACGAAACUCAGCCGAGAGGCCUCAGCGGCUUCGGAGCUAGCGACUUCGGGGUAAUUCGCUUUAGAAGAAGAAGAAAAAAUAACAAAAAACGUGGCUUGCGUUUAACACACGUUCUCCGAGAUUUUCGAUUAACCCUUGGUACAAAAAUUUCAUCUUUGUUCCUGAGAGCUCUCCUUGCUAUGAUAGAUAGUGGACAACCUCUUGAAUAUUUAGAACCAGGUUUUAUUAGGCUCCGCCCACUUUCAGGCUUACUGUAGAAAAAACACCGUAAAAACCAAACUUUUUUCCUAGCGGAGCAAAUUGGUCCAAACCAAUUUUGAAACAAAAUAUGUUCCCUUUUGACCAUUUAAAGUUAUAGAACUGACGCGGAAAAAAUUUUCUUUCAGAAGAAAAAAAUUAAAGUUUUUUGAAAAAUGACGAUUUUCGCAGUCUUCAAGUCAUAACUAGUACUAGAACCCCCGAAUGCCUGGAUUUUUAUUUUUUCAAUCGACGCGUUAGGGUCUUGUGAGUAGAGGAAAAAUGUCUAGAAACUCUGAAUCCGGGUGAUCCAGUUGACCUCCAUCUCGGAGAACGCGACCAACUUGAAAAUCGCAGAACCUUUGAAAAUUUCUAUUUUUUGUGAAAGCCGGAUUCUGUCUUGUUUCUUAUUUUUGUUCAACAUACGACAGCUUGCUGCAAAAUUACAGCUCAAAAGUAGCGAGCUGGAACCCUUUAAAAAAAAAAAUUUCUGACGUUUUUCCAAUUUUUCGUUUUUUCGGCAUUUUCAAACUUUUUGCUCUAACUAGUACUAGAACCCCCGAAUGCCUGGAUUUUUAUUUUUUCAAUCGACGCAUUAGGGUCUUAUGAGUAGAGGAAAAAUGUCUAUGAACUCUGAAUCCGGGUGAUCCAGUUGACCUCCAUCUCGGAGAACGCGGCCAACUUGAAAAUGACUAAAUUUUUAAAAAUCAGUUACUUUCUUGGGAGCAGGAUUUUCCCUCACUUCUUUUUGCCAAUCAGACACAAUCCACUCAACAAAAAAUUGGAACAAAAAGUUAUGGCUCUCAAGCAUGACGAAAUUUUUUUUUUCCAAUUUUUCACUUUUUCGGAUUCAUUGUUUUUUUCUUUCCUUUCCAAGCAUUGAGCUCUACUGGAUUAGGAUACCAGGAAUGCUUAGAGUUUUUUCGUUGUACUGAUCCGUUACAUCUUCCCAAGUUCUUUAAAAAUAUUCCCAAGCUCUGUUUCCGGGUGAUCCAGUUGACCUCCAAGCAGUCGAAGCGGUCGACCUCGAAGUCGAGCGAAAUUAAAAAAAUUUUCCAAACCGUUUUUUUGCUUCCUAACCAGUAGUUCUCAUCAUCUGGAGGGUUUUCAGUGUAGUUUCCACCAAUUGCUGGCGUCAAUUUUUAUUUUUAGCUCUGAAAAUCGUCAUUUUUCAAAAAACUUUAAUUUUUUUCUUCUGAAAGAAAAUUUUUUCCGCGUCAGUUCUAUAACUUUAAAUGGUCAAAAAGGAACAUAUUUUGUUUCAAAAUUGGUUUGGACCAAUUUGCUCCGCUAGGAAAAAAGUUUGGUUUUUACGGUGUUUUUUCUACAGUAAGCCUGAAAGUGGGCGGAGCCUAAUAAAACCUGGUUCUAAAUAUUCAAGAGGUUGUCCACUAUCUAUCAUAGCAAGGAGAGCUCUCAGGAACAAAGAUGAAAUUUUUGUACCAAACUUUUUCGCAUUCGUUCGAUUUUCUGGGAGAAUGCGUGUUAAAUUCACGUUCCCCGCCCUAUUACCGCGUUGCGUACGCAACGCUUCGCCUUUGCCAAUCUACCCAUCCGGCUUUUGAAGUCGGGAAGGAUUGAGUAUACAAGAAAAUAGAGGCCUUGCAAUGUAUAUUCAAAUAAGUAUUUAGAUGGUCGUGAAACUUUCUUCAAAUUUGAACUUUAAUUUUUCCAUCAUUACUGAAUCAGACUGCCUUUAAAAUAUGGUUGCUUCCCCUUGCAAAUUCUCUUAUUUAAGUUCAAAUGAAUUCAUAUUUUUGAGUGAUCCGCUCCACUUUGAACGGACAUCGAUUGAUAUGAUAUUUUCCAAGUUUGCAGCUUGGAUAAUAGCGUUCUGUUUCAGGAAAGCAUGAGAAAACAACAGGAACUGGCGGACAGGUACCGCUACGACCUCAAGACUCUCCUUCCCAAGAAACCGUCCCAUUUCGAGCCGAGCGUCGUUUCCAUGAUCAAAAACAACCGACGGCUCAUCGAUUCGGCGAAUCUUUACUACGUAGGGAAUUGCUUCGAAGAAGAUUUUGAUAUUCUAAAAGAACUUCUUCUUCGUUUUUUUCCUCCUGAUUUUGUCGGGCCAACAGUUCACUUUCAUUUGCAGUAGUAUAGUUGAUUCGAUCAUAAAAGUCAAAAUGAAGUCUUGCCGAUCAUUUUAAAUGAAAAACUCUUCAAGCCAGGCGGUAAAUUUGAUAAAAUUCACACUUUAAAAAUAGAAAAAAAAUAGAGAAUAAUCUUUCAUGGCUAUUGUCUUCUUGGAAGUUGUAGAACAGCAAAGUGAAUUUCAUUUACUACGACUUGAGACAUUCCAACCUGUCUGCGCCCUCUUUUCUCUCAUCUGCGAGGUCAUAAACAUAUGGAAUUAGUCCUUAAAAAGGAAACCGUCAGAAAAAUUAGACAGUGCAGAGAAUUCAGACUGGGAGGAAUGACCUUUUAGGAUGAAAAAAUACCAAAAAUGUCCGAUUUUUCAGAAAUACCGAGCUGUUGGCGCCGAAACUUGGGCCCAAGGCGUCGAUCCGGAUCUGACUUUUUCUCUCAUCAGUUACCUGGUUUGCAGUCCUAUCAAAGGUUUCUUUGAUGGCUGACGGACAGAAAUAAUAAAUUUCACUUUUAAGGGGCGAUUUUGGUCUUCCUCCCCGGCUAUGAAGACAUUCAGGCGCAACGGGAUCUGGUACUUUUUGGUCCUCACUUAUUUUUUUUUCAAAUUUUCACUAUUUUAGCUGUAUAGUUACAAGCCGGAUGGAACAAAUGGCUACGAGAUGAUUGAAGUCUACCUAUUGCAUUCACAGAUGAACUCUACGGACCAGCAGAAAGUUUUCGACCGACGGCCUUCCAACAUUCGUAAAAUCGUUCGUUUUUCGCUUUUUUUUUUCGUGUUUCUGAUGGAAGAAAGGUAGAUACGAAAAGGUUUUGGGUCCAGUGCGAGAAAAAAAUCGACCGGUUUCUGGUCUCCCCUCGAGGUAAAAAAAGAAAAAAAUGAAGAGAAAUGAAUAAAUACAUAGUGAAUGAAAGAAAAUAUUUCAACUUCAGUGCAGGCCUCCGCAUUCUAGUAAGAUCGUCCGUUUGAUAGAUUACAAGCUUGAAAGGUUCAUUAGAACUCGAACAGCACAUUGAAGAGAUGAUUAUUAUUUGUUUGACUUGUGUAUACCCUUCCUUGGAAAAACUUCACUUUACAGAUUUUGUCGACCAACAUUUCGGAAGCUUCAUUGACCAUUGAUGACGUUGUUUUUGUUAUCGAUACUGGAAAGGUUUUUUCUUCAGAUGAGUCAAAAAAUUGUCUAUGUUUCAGGUCAAAGAGAAGGUCUACGACCACAACAUGAAGUUCAGUCAGCUGAAAACAACUUCUAUUGCGAAAAGCAACGCUGAACAGCGGGCUGGUCGGUUUUACAGAAAGAUUCAAGUUAGCUGAGGGGAUUUCACCGUAAAAGAUUACUUUUCAGUUUCUACUUCUAAUCUCAAAAACUCGAUGCCUAGAUUUUGUUUAUUUCAGAGUUUGAAAAUAAGGAAAGUAUUGCUCUCAAAAGGGAAAUUUGCGAGGUGAACAUCGCAGAUUUGGUCCGAGCUCCUAUGUUAAUUGUUCUUCGUUGUCGAAUAGUCAGUUUUUGGAAUCUUCCAGGCCGUGCGGGACGUUGUUCUGAGGGUUACUGUUUCCGAUUGUACAGCCGAAAAGAGUACGACGCGAUGCCGACAACGCAGAUCGCCGAAAUGCAGAGAUCUGCCAUUCAUGUGGGAAAUUACUCUGUUUUUGGUUCAAUUUUGAAAUUUCAUCAUAAAAAAACCGAUUCAGAACCGUAAAGAAGGCUUUUUUGAAUGUUUGAUUUCCCUCUUUCCUAUUUCUUCAACCACCCUGCUAUAUAUGUUUGAUAGCUUAUUGUGGUUUUUAGGACGUCUGCUUGCAUGCCAAAAUGUUUGCACCCGACCGGAUACGAGUUGCGGAUUUCUUGAAAUCGGCGCCAGAACCGCCGUCGGAACAGUCCAUCGAGCAGAGUCUGGAAUUCCUUGAGGUUUCUGAAACAGUAAAAAUAUAAUAACUUAUUUUCUCCACCAGAAAAUCGGCGCCUUGUACUCGGAAGCGAAAACCAACGACUUUUUCAACGACCUUCCCGCCAAGGAAGAACCUCAGCUGACGGAUUUGGGCCGUCUCAUCGCCCACAUGCCUUUGGAACCUCAAUUAGGUUAAUAUCAACUUUUUUUUUGUUGAUUUUGAUAAUUCUGUGGCUUCUCAUGUAUGAAGAAAGUACGUACAGAAAUAAUUUCAUGCCCACAACUUCCUUGUACGGAGCUCAACCUUUCUGAAACUUUACAAACUCCGUUUUUUUUUUCCUGCGAACUGAAGUUUCAAUAUAACGUUAAAAUUAACGGUCAUCGCAACUUCAGAAAACUCCAGAAAGAUUUAAUUCCAUACAAGAAAGUUUUAUUUAGAAUUGUUUUCUUCUCUACUGGCGGAACUGUAAUUUUGAGCUAGAGAUUUGGAAAAGUUGCUCAACGGCUAUUUAAGACCUACCUAAGCUUUCAGUGACAAAAUUGAAGAUUUUUAACGCCAAUAAUCGUAAAAAUUAUCUAAAAAUACAUCUCAUUAAGCAUAUUAUCAGACUGAAGGAAAAAGCUCUUGUUUUUUUCAAAAAUUCUUGUUGCUGUCAUUUCCGUUACUUAUUCGUUCCUGUCACAAAAAAAAACGAAAACUUGGUUUUCGACAAGCUAAAAAAAACUUUUAAGAAGUAUCUGAAUCGUCUAGAAGAUUCGAUUUCCCUGUGAGAAUCGAACGUUCAUAAAUUUUUAAUUUUUUUAAAUUUUUUUCUUGAGCUUGUUUUUUUUCAGCCCGAUUACUUGUCUUCGGCGUCGCUCUGAAAUGUCUCACUCCUAUCGUUGGCCUUGUCGCUAUUCUGUCCAAUAGAGACCCUUGUGAGUUCACAUCCGAACUAUUUUCAACACUUUUCAGGUUUUCAAAAUAAUAUUCACCCGUUUCAGUUAUCAUCCCCGGUCCAAACGAGCGCGAAUCGGCCAACAGAAGUCGUGAUUCGUUUGCUCGUCGCGACUUUUCAGAUCAUUUGAUGCUCAUUCGGUUGGUUUUUAGGAAUGACUGAAACUGGGUUUAGUAGUUUUGUAACAAGAAUAAUAUCUGAGAAAAAAUGUCAUGAAGUUAUCGGUGAAAAUGAAAUUUGUCUGAUAAUUAAUGGAAAUAAUGAGGUUGUAAAAGGAACUUUAAAGUUUUCUGUGAUCCAGAUUGAAAACUAAGUUUGAGCAGGAAUUGAUCAGACUGAACUUUUUCUUGACGUUCUUGUGUUUUUUAUUUUCAAUCAAAGCUUCAAUUUGCUCCAUUGGCCUACGUUUUCAGAGCUUAGUAACGAAUUCAAGUUGGAAAAAGUUUCAUCGUUCAGUGUUUCGUGGAGUGUCACAUACAAAUGAUAAUUCAUUAAUUUCUCAGGCUUCUCGACGAAUAUAUCAGAGUGCCGAUGAGAGAGCAGCAACGGUUCUGCCGGGACAACUUUCUCAACUUCAGCAGCUUGAGAAUGAUCUUCGGCAUUCGGUUUGUGUUUUCAUUUCUUCAGAUUGUUUGUUUAAACUGUUUAUUGCAUCUUCAAUGUAAGAGUACAUGUGCAAUCGACUUUCAUUGAGUUAACUGUGUUUUAACGGCGGCAGGAGCUGUGGCUUAGGCCGAGAAGCUGUGAAUUUGGCUCGUAGAACAUCAGGUACAAGAGAGGUCGUAGGAAGAAGUACGGUGCCGGCUUUUCAAAGGCCGAUGGCAGAGAUUGAGCCUUUUCGCUGCAUGCAGCUCCCAAUUUUAUCUACUCCGGAGGGAUGAAAGGCUUGGUCGACCUCGGGGGGACUCGAACCUACGAUCUUGCGGACGUUAGAAAUGAGUUAUGCCAGCUGAGCUAUGUCGCCCCUUCAGAUUACACUUCAGAAUUUUGUAAUAGAAACGAGACAAGAAAAAUAGGAAUAGAAAUGCAAAUUUGAAAAAAUUAUAUAGGAACUUUAUAGAAAUGGAAAAAAACGAAUGAACUUUCAAAAAAAAAAGCGGGAUUCUAGUAUAGCAUAUGCAAAAUUGCAUCUUUGUAGCUAUCGCCGUUUGACCUUUAUUCUUUUUUUUUUGGUCUACUGCUGAUUGAAAAUUCUUAGGCCCAAUUUCUUACCAAUUCAAAUUCUAUCGUUAAAACUUGAGGGAAUAGUUUAAAAAGUAAAUGAUGAAAAAUUGGUAACAAAGUAUAUGUUGAGAGUUGAAUUUUCGGCUGUUUUUAAAAUGACUUGUGUUUGAGAAAUAAAAAUUUCUAGCACGUAAAAAGUUUCUGUUUUUCAUAAUUUUAUGUGAAGUUUGUUCUGCGAUUCACUUCGUUAUAAGCAUUUGCAGACGUCAACUCUUGUUGGAGCUGUACCGAGCGAAACUCAUCGAUAUCAGUGACCCGAACGCGGCUUUGAAAGACUUCAACUACAACCUGUUCGUUCCAGUUGCCAUGAACUCUUUAUAUUUUCUUUCUCUUCCAGUUAUUCCGAAUGUUGGCCGGUGGUCCAGGCGGCGAUCGUGGCGGGGUGCUAUCCCAACAUCGGAAUCGUCAAAAAUCAGAACAAGCUCAAGAAGAUCCAGACCUUGUAAUUUUUUUUUGUUAGUAGUGAAAUAGAGUAACGGUCCAUUAUAACUACAGAUCCAAAGUCUUCUUUUUUUCGUUUCGGCGACUUUUUUCAGAAUCUUAAGUAUCAUUUCAUUCAGAGUUUUUAUUCAAAGUAUCAGGCGUAGAUCUAUUUUUCAAAAAAAGAGAAAAACUGAGCUUGAUAAUUAUGGAAAAAUUUUUUCACGAGUAAAAAUGGAGGUUAAGUAGAUUUAUGGAAUGAAGAGUCUUCACCCGAAAAAAAGAACCAAUUUUCCUAUUAGAUUUUUAUAAAAAUUUCCCUUUUUUCUGUUUUCUCGUUUUAACGUAUUUUCGUGCUGAUCAGGUUAAAUUUCGCGCAUCCUUUUAUAAACGAGUAUCAUGUCCUAAAGCUUCAUUGAUGUUCGAAUUUUUUUAGAAGAGUUUUUUGACAAAAAUAUACACUUAUCAAGUCUUCAGAGAAGACUGUCUGCUAAAUAAGGAAUAAUUGAAGACUUUCCGGUUCCUGAAACUCUCGAUGAUCAGAAACGGCGCGUAGAUCAUCAAGUCUUUUUGGUGAUAGUAGUAGAGGGGUUUUGAGCGUCUCGACAAUCACUGAUUUCCCAGUUCUUUUUGUAUCACAUUAUUUCUAUCACUGUUUUCUUUGUUUCAGGGCCGAAAGCAACGCGACGCUCCAUCCUUCGUCCAUUGUCAAGCGCCAAGUUCUCAACAAAGGCAAAAGAAUCGAUGUGAGAUUUUCUUUGUUUUCUUUUGAAAACUAUUUCUUAAACUUUCCGGAUCUCUACAAGGUGAUACUUAUCUAUAAUUUUUCGAGACUACACAAAAAAGUUUUGAUAAAUGUUUGAGAUAAUUUCGCAGGAAUUUUUGUUCGCCUAACACUAUUGAUAGGACUUGAGAAAUCAAUAUUGUGAUCACUGAAAUAAUGAAAAAUAUUUUUCAGGAGGAAAACGAACCUUCGUUGGAAUUCCUGGCCUUCCACGAGCUUGCCAUGAUUGAUGAGGGCUUGACGGUAAGCUCUCCAGUUUUCUUUCAGUUUUCAAGUUUCGAAAAGUUUAAGUUAACCUGUGAAAGGUUAAAGCUGUUUUAUUAGCCUGAAAUUUCUCCGUAAUGAAUUUAUUGAAAAAUCUUCUGUGUAGGAAAAAUUGAAUGGUAUUCAAGUUUAGAUAGAAUUUUUUCCCCGGUUUUUUGUGGUUCGAAAGUUUUCUAAAUAAAAGAAGCUCAUAAUUGUGAAGUUUCAUUUGGCCCUUCUGCACGUAAUAGUUUCAGGUUCGAAACGUAACGGUUGUCCCUUCAGCGACAGUGACGUUGUUCUCCGGAGCCAUUCGCCUCAAACACAGCAUCAUUCACGAUUUCGGCUUGAGUUCGUCAUAAAAUUCAUUCCUCUUUCGAUGUCUAUUGCUUUGAGAGUUCUCAACUAGAUCUCUAAAAAUUGUUCAGACUAUAGGAAGUUCUUUUCAACUGAAAAAAACCUCGCAUCAAAAAGUAAAGAUGAAAAGAAAUAGAUGGUGAAAAAACAUUGAGAAACAUGAACAUUUCCAGUCAUCGGCGAGUUCGAAGCGGAAAUGCCGCCUCCGAAAGAUCCCGAAGACCGAUAUUACGACAACAGCGAGUAUUACGAGAUUGAGCCCUGGUACAGCGUCAAGGCAGAUCGUGAAGUCAGUUUUUUUUUUCUCCUUGAUUUUUCGAGGAGGUUUUACGGUCAAAAGGAAGCACCAGAAAAAUAUUUCUGAAAAUCCAUAAAAAGCAAUUAAAAAUUAAUAUCCAUUUUUCCUUAUGCAGAGUAUUGAAAGAAAGCUUAAAAAAAGUUUUCAAUAGCUCAAUUUAGAUAAGUCGAAAACUUGAACUUCUUUUGCUCCUGCUCAGGACACCCAAUUGAACACAACGAAAACUUUAUUUAAAAAAAAUCAAAACAAAAAAGGUUAGGGCAAAAAAAAAAAUGAAUUGACAACAACGUAAGAGCUUGGUUAACCCGGAAAACUGUUAUUCUUGGAUGCAAGUAUGAAAAUAUGAAGGCAAAAAGGAAAAACAAGAAAAAAAACAAGAACAAAUAGACCAUAAGACUGGUGUGCUGGACAGGCGUGAGAAAGAAGAAUCUUCAGAAUGAAACGCAAGGCUAG
This is a messenger RNA of Caenorhabditis auriculariae, 13967 nucleotides long. The record is from the annotation of a GenBank genome assembly. NCBI's taxonomy places the organism in Eukaryota, Metazoa, Nematoda, Chromadorea, Rhabditida, Rhabditidae.